This is a messenger RNA of Papilio polytes (common Mormon), 325 nucleotides long. Its product is annotated as probable phospholipid-transporting ATPase VD. The coding region runs from base 14 to 325 and encodes 103 amino acids. The record is from RefSeq and is a predicted model, not a curated record. NCBI's taxonomy places the organism in Eukaryota, Metazoa, Arthropoda, Insecta, Lepidoptera, Papilionidae. The transcript is spliced from 4 exons.
CGGCCUCGCCAACAUGACCUGCUGCCUGCUCGUCAUGCUCGUCUACGUCGCCAUCGAGACCCGCAGCUGGACGGUGAUCCACGUGGUGGCGCUGUCCGGCUCGCUGAUAUCGUUCUUCGUGCUGACGCUGAUGUACCAGUCCGUGUGCGUGUCCUGCUUCAACCUGCCCUCCACCUACCGCGUCAUGCACCACGCCCUCGCCGACCCCAUGUACUGGCUGCUCAUGCUGCUCACCACCGUCGCCGCGCUCGCGCCCAGGCUGGCGUGGUCGACGGACGAGGACGGGCUGCAGAAGACGCACUCGGACGUGGCGGCCAUCACGUGA